AUGCCUUUGGCACCGCAUAUGUCACCUCCGAGUGCUGACGGCACCGACACCACCACCACUACCAGUGCUCUAAUGCCUAACAAACCGAAACUCGCGUUCAGUAUCGACUCAAUAGUGAACAGUAUGCCAUUCGACGGCGCCUUCCUACUGCCCCCAUUCCGUAAGCCUAAACGGGUACGUACGGCAUUUAGCCCUGGUCAACUACUCAAACUGGAACAGGCGUUUGAGAAAAAUCAUUACGUGGUGGGCAGUGAACGCAAACAACUGGCCACUGGGUUAGGCCUAUCGGAAACCCAAGUGAAGGUGUGGUUCCAGAAUCGGCGUACGAAACACAAGCGCCAGAAACAGGAGGGCGACAGUAGUCCGGGACAUACCGGCGCUGAGGGGGACGGUAGCGGCGAUGAGGAGGAACUGGAGGCUGAUAUGGAUGGCGAGGCGGAUGAGGACGAGGAGGUGGACGUGUCGGAUGAUAGCGAGAGCGCCGGUAGUCAGAGGCUGUUGAUGGGCGCGCAGACACCUCUGUGGCCUUACCAUUUGAUGGGAGGCACCGGUAGCUCAAUGGCCUCGACGUCUAAUACACGCUAUCAGUAA
Oppiella nova is the source of this 591-nucleotide messenger RNA. The record is from the annotation of a GenBank genome assembly. NCBI's taxonomy places the organism in Eukaryota, Metazoa, Arthropoda, Arachnida, Sarcoptiformes, Oppiidae.